This is a messenger RNA of Olea europaea var. sylvestris, 1103 nucleotides long. RefSeq names its product probable tyrosine-protein phosphatase At1g05000. Lineage: Eukaryota; Viridiplantae; Streptophyta; Magnoliopsida; Lamiales; Oleaceae. The transcript is spliced from 7 exons. Gene Ontology annotation, biological process: protein dephosphorylation. The coding region runs from base 50 to 835 and encodes 261 amino acids. The record is from RefSeq and is a predicted model, not a curated record. Gene Ontology annotation, molecular function: phosphatase activity. Gene Ontology annotation, cellular component: cytoplasm.
UAUGAACCUCGUACCAAAUAUAGAAAUUAAAAAAUAGUGGCCUGAUGUGAUGGAUAAUGAUCAUAUUUUUCAUUUUAAUGAGGUAAAAAUGUCGCUCCGGGCUAUAUAUAACUGCCAGCACUCCAACAAGUUCUUGAAUUUUCCAUCAACGAAAAUCUUCAAUUCUAUACAUCCACCAACUGGUUUUGAAAUCCCACAGCGAACAAGAACCAUAGAAGUGGCGGUGGUGGAGUUUCCGCCGCCGCCACGGCAGCUGUCAUUUUCCGGUGAUAAUUGCGAAGUAGAUGAGCAAUUUCUGCCACCUCUCAACUUUGCUAUGGUUGAUAAUGGCAUUUUCAGGUCUGGUUUUCCAGACUCAGCUAAUUUUUCAUUUCUUCAAUCACUCAAUCUUAGCUCCAUCAUAUGUUUGUGUCCUGAGCCUUAUCCGGUGCCCAACAUGGACUUUCUCAAGUCGAAUCGGAUUAAGUUAUUUCAGUUUGGGAUCGAAGGAUGUAAAGAGCCAUUUGUGAACAUACCCGAGGAUAAAAUCCGUGAUGCAUUAAAAGUCGUCCUCGAUGUGAAGAAUCACCCUGUAUUGAUCCAUUGCAAACGAGGGAAGCACCGAACUGGUUGUCUUGUGGGGUGCUUGAGAAAAUUACAAAGAUGGUGUCUAACUGCUGUUUUUGACGAGUACCAGCGCUUUGCAGCAGCCAAAGCCCGGGUUUCAGAUCAAAGGUUUAUGGAAUUGUUCGAUGUGUCUGGCUUCAGGCACCUGCCAUUGUCAUUUUCAACUUCAAAGAGGUGCAAGAAACGGAUGAGCAGAAGAGCAUCAGUUUUUAGGUGCGACCUCGUUUGAACUGCCUUGCUCCUAGCUGGGCAGUACAUCUUUAAGAGCUCACGGGUGCAUGUUCCGGAGUUGUUUAUAAAUGAUUUAAAUUAUGAAUAAAUAGAAAUGAAUGGUGGAUUAGUAGGUAAUACCUAUGAAUCUCACAAAAUAUGUAAAUGAAAAGUAGUUUGAUCAAUUAGUGCUCGUACUUGCAAUACUCCACCGUACGGGAACUUGUUCAUGGUUCUCUUCUGGUCUAGCUUAUUCCCUCGACACCUUAAUACAUCCCCUUCAUGUC